Molecule: messenger RNA, 1206 nt
Organism: Colletotrichum orchidophilum
Lineage: Eukaryota; Fungi; Ascomycota; Sordariomycetes; Glomerellales; Glomerellaceae
Product: hydantoinase B/oxoprolinase
Exons: 6
Coding region: 1-1206 (401 amino acids)
Biological process (GO): glutathione metabolic process
Cellular component (GO): cytosol
Molecular function (GO): 5-oxoprolinase (ATP-hydrolyzing) activity
Source: RefSeq, a predicted model, not a curated record
AUGAGCUACGCGGCGGCCUAUCAAGCCGAUCGCUGGCGUCACUCCCUUCGCCUCGGAGAUGUUCUCGUUUCCAACCACCCUGUCGCCAGCGGAUGCCAUCUUCCCAACAUGACGGUGAUCUCGCCAGUCAUUGACGAAGACACCCAGCAAGUCCUCUUUUGGACGGCUUCUCGGGCUCAUCAUGCCGACAUUUCUGCCGCUUCCAUGUCGCCGCAUUCAGAGGAGAUCUGGCAAGAGGGCGCUUCCUUCUUGUCCUUCACGCUAGUCGACGGGGGCAGAUCCAACGAGGAAGACCUUGCGGGGAUCAUGUUCAAGAAGCCAGCGUCUUAUCCAAGACUCGUCCAAGACUCGAUCAAGGAGUACGGUCUGCUGACGGUUCAAGUUAGCGCUAAAUACAUGCUCGGAAUCCAGGACAAUGCCGAGAAGGCAGCCGAGGACCAAAUGAACGACGGCUCGAAGCUCAAGUUCAAAAUCUGCGUCGACCGCAACAAAGAUUCUGCGGUCUUUGACUUGACAGGGACCAGUCGAGAGACGUAUGGUAAUCUCAAUGCGCCGCGGGCCAUCACCUUCAGCACCAUCAUCUACGUAUCGCGUUCGCUGGUCAAGGAGGACACUCCAUUGAAUCAGGGUUGCCUGGCACCGAUCAAUGUCAUCAUACUCCCGAAACUAUGGGCUUCUCCUUCGCUGGGUGCUGCUACUAUCGGCGGGAAUGUCGAAAUGUCGCAGGGGGUUACGGACGUGCUGUUGAGGGCGUUCCAAGCCGCGGCGGCCAGUCAGGGAAAAUGCAGCAACUUGACGUUUGAGUACGAAGAUGAGAUGGUCGACGGGCAGGCGAAGCCAGGGUUUGGGUACUAUGAGACCAUCGCAGGCGGCGUCGAACCACCGAUCUGGAGUCUUUUAAGGCAUCGGUUCCUGUGCAUCCUCCGCGAGUUCGGCAUCUGGCGAGGAUUGGGCGGGCGAGGCAAUUAUGCUGGCGGCGACGGGUGCGUUCGAGACAUGGAGUUCCGCCGGGAUUUACACGUCAAUAUGCCGAGUGAGAGGCGGACGAUGUCUGCCUAUGGUCUAGCUGGAGGUGAGCCUGGAGCUCUCAGGGAGAAUAUCUGGGUCCGGCAUGACGAGUACGGGACGCGGGAGAUCAAACUUGGCGGGAAGAAUCGCAGCGAGAUGAAGAAGGGAACUCGGAUCAUCAUCAAUGAAUUUCGCUAG